This is a messenger RNA of Beta vulgaris subsp. vulgaris (sugar beet), 1979 nucleotides long. RefSeq names its product long-chain-alcohol O-fatty-acyltransferase. Lineage: Eukaryota; Viridiplantae; Streptophyta; Magnoliopsida; Caryophyllales; Amaranthaceae. The record is from RefSeq and is a predicted model, not a curated record. Gene Ontology annotation, biological process: lipid metabolic process. Bases 721 to 1800 code for a protein of 359 amino acids. The transcript has a single exon.
UAAUAAGACUUCCAUUUUAUGACUUUUUUUUUUUUUUUUAUUGUGGUAUAGGAACAUACAAAUAAUUAUGAUCAAUAUUUACAUAGUAGUGACACACUUACACAAUACCAAGUUUGUAAUUUUAAGGUAUAAGGUCGAAUUCUCUCAACUGUGAUGCUUGGAGAUAGGGAUUUCCCUUACUUUUCCCUUUACUCUCAAGGCCCACAAAUACUAUACCAAGAGGCAAGAACAACAUGCAAAUUGAGGUCUGAAUAGAGUUAUUUUCUUUACUAUCUAAAUAAAAGUUACACAAUAACUUAGUAGUGUAUUACUAUUUACUUAUGUAUAAAAGAGAAGAUGGACUACAUUAUCUAUUUAGGUAAAAGAUAAAAAAGUGUGUAAUUUCUCUACCAGGGGCUAAUAGCCUAAUCUAUCAAAAAGAUUUAAGAAUGCCCGAUCUGAAUCCGACAUGAUUUUUGUUUGUCGGGAAAUACUAUCAAAUUAAAGCUUGCUGAGCAAAAUGGAAAUUGAUCACUCCUAAUUACUAUUGGUUUUUUUACCGAAAUGAAACAAAGAAUAGAGAUAUUCCUAGCAACUAGCAUAAAAGGUCAACCGUGAAUCUUGGAUUUGUUUCUGCAUCAUAUAAAGCCUUGCGAGUAUCUGCUUGUAUAUACUAGCAAUUAGGCAAUUAACUGAGCACACAAACACAAUCGAGCAGAUAGAUCAGCAAAUAGGAAAAGAAUGGAGUCUGAGAUUAAGAAUUUCAUGAAGAUCUGGUUAUUCGCAAUUUGUUCAGCUUGUUACUCCCUGAGUUUAUCCAGAAUAUUCCACAUCCGAAGCGGCAUUCCAAGGUUACUCUUCAUCCUCCCCAUCAUCUAUCUCUUUACUGUUCUCCCUUUAUCUCUCUCUUCUUUUCAUCUUGGUGGUCCCACUAUCUUCUUCCUUGUUUGGCUUGCUAAUUUUAAACUUCUUCUUUACGCCUUUGAUCUUGGUCCUCUUUCUACUAAUCCAAUUACAAACAACAACAACAACAACAACAACAACGUUAAUUCCCUAUCUCUCUCUCAUUUCAUUUCCAUUGCUCUUCUUCCCAUUAAAGUCAAUCAACAACAACCAUCAAAACCCACAAAUAAUAAGUGGAAGUCUGUUCUCAUCAUUGCCUUCAAAUUACUGGCAUUUGCUCUUGUCAUCAAAAUCUAUGACUUUACCCAACAUUUACCCAAAUUUCUUCUAUUGAUUAAUUACUGCUGUCAUCUUUACCUUGGUGUUGAGGUAACUUUAGCUGUUGUUGCAGCCAUAGUUCGGGCCACUUUGGGCUUGGGCCUUGACCCACAGUUUAAUGAGCCUUAUUUGGCCACAUCACUUCAGGAUUUUUGGGGCCGUAGAUGGAAUCUGAUGGUGUCAGACAUCCUACGCCUCUCCGUUUUUAACCCCAUCCGACGUGUCUUCUCUCCAUUGGUUGGCAAGAGGUGGGCCCUGGUAGUUGGAAUGAUUGCGGCAUUUACUGUGUCUGGCCUCAUGCACGAGCUCAUCUUCUAUUAUUUCACACGUGUGAACCCCACGUGGGAAGUCACGUGGUUUUUUGUAUUACAUGGGAUGUGUACGGCGGUUGAAGUGGUGGUUAAGGAGGCAGUUGGUGGUCGGUUGCAGUUGCAUCGGUUGAUUUCGGGGACGUUGACGAUUGGGUUUGUUGCAGUUACGGCGUGGUGGCUUUUUUUACCUCAAAUCAUAAGAAAUGGUGUGGAUGUCAAAGUCAUUAAUGAGUAUCCUGUAAUGUUUAGCUUUGUCAAACAACACAUUUUUUUUUGUUUCAAAAACUGAUUCAAUUUUCGAUUGUUUCUCACUACAAUAGCAUGCUCAGUCUUGGAAUGCUUUCAGUACAAUAGUUCAGUUUUUUUAUUAUCUAAGUAGUUUCUUUUAUGAUGUAAUUUUUCAUCUUAAUCAUAAUUCAACUUGGUUGCUUCAUUUCAAUUUUUAACUUAAUACAUUUUCUGUCUUUA